AGUUUUCUUUUCUCUAUUGCAGGUUUUUUUUUAAAGCAUCGUGAAAUAUUUCGCGGAGUCGUUCCGGCGUUUGAGUGGUUCAGAUGAGUUGAUUUCUCCCCCUGCGUCCGUGUGACCCCCACAAUAAAAAAAAUAAAUAAUGAGGACAUUCAAGCAAAAGUCUUCGGACUUGACGUAUUCCACGUCCGGGCUUCGACCAGCGUCAACAUCGGUCACCCGAGCCCCGAAACCCUCGGCGCAACCCGGCCCGAAAUGGCGCCCGACCCGCCACCACUCCCAGCACCAGUACAGUCACUACGCCUCGUCGCCGCAUCUGUUCGUGUUCCAGGGCGUCGAUGACGAUGACGUCAACUCAGACGACACGAAUCCCAAGCACGACGAGUUCAGAACGACGGUCGUCGGGAUACCGAAUUCUUACACGGAUUACCAGAUUUACUCCUCGACGAACGACGUACAACGACGCUCCUCGGCCGCAGUGAAACGCAUAACUGAGCACUACGACAGUGUGCGACGACUGGCGGAUAGAACAGCGUCACUGGACCUCGUCGACGCUGUCGGUGACGAUGACGAUGUCCCGGGGGUCGUGGAAGACGGGGAACUGAUGCUGAGUGAACGAGACGUGACGCGGAUCGAAGCCUUUUUCCGGGCGCUCAAAACCUCCGUGUUCGUGUGCCGGUCUUUGGCGAAUUUGUAUGUCGGUGGGAUCGACAGUAGAGUGUCCAACAGAGGCUGGGGUGAGAGGAAGUUCACCGGAGUGCCGUUGUUGGUUCUCGACACCGGGAAAACGCGGUCGAGGGACAAGCGACAGCUGCAAAUCGUGCUGGCUGAGCGAGAGUCUGGUUUCACCCUUUGGCGAGAGGUAAUCGAUAACCUGACGGACUACCGCGCGUCCACGGACUCUUUCCACACGAUGUACGCGUCCAAGAACCACAAGGUGAUGUUCGGCCUGAGCUUCGACUCCUCAGAGUAG
This is a messenger RNA of Notodromas monacha, 970 nucleotides long. Lineage: Eukaryota; Metazoa; Arthropoda; Ostracoda; Podocopida; Cyprididae. The record is from the annotation of a GenBank genome assembly.